AUGUCUACUGGCGGUUGUUUCUGCGGAAAGGUCCGGGUUGAAUAUAGCGGUCAACCCAUGAACUCGGGACUAUGCCACUGUCUUGAUUGCCGUAAAAUUACCGGCAGUCUCUACUCCUACAGUUUUGUCGUCAACCGGGCUGACCUGAAAGUCACUGGAAACCCAAAAGAAGUGGCAAAAAUAUCGGACAGCGGAAAUCAUAUCAAGAACUAUUUCUGCUCAGAUUGCGGUACAGUACUAGAUAACUGGGGUUGGAAAGGCACGUUCUGA
This is a messenger RNA of Penicillium riverlandense, 270 nucleotides long. RefSeq names its product GFA family protein. Gene Ontology annotation, molecular function: carbon-sulfur lyase activity. The transcript has 2 exons. The record is from RefSeq and is a predicted model, not a curated record. Lineage: Eukaryota; Fungi; Ascomycota; Eurotiomycetes; Eurotiales; Aspergillaceae. The coding region runs from base 1 to 270 and encodes 89 amino acids.